Molecule: messenger RNA, 366 nt
Organism: Protopolystoma xenopodis
Lineage: Eukaryota; Metazoa; Platyhelminthes; Monogenea; Polystomatidea; Polystomatidae
Source: the annotation of a GenBank genome assembly
AUGGGCAAUGGGAACCGGAAGCGUCUGUUCACGCGCCCCUCGAAGAGACAGACGAAGCUUGAGCACAGAUUUGUUAGCGUCGGACGACGGUGUGAUGAAGACUGCCAGCCGAGACGGGACUUUUAUGCAAAAUGGAGGGUCGAAUGGUGCCAGUUGGCCCAUUGCAUGCCACAACCUGGGCUUAGAGAAACGGGCAGUUUCGGUGGCAGUACAGAACUCACAACCAGUUUAGCGAUGACUUCCGUUUGUGUGCAAGUAGGCCUGUUGAAGAUCUCACCGAAGACGAUCUAUGAAUCACUUCCUCAGGCAGACUUAUGUGUGAGUGAUAUUGUGUGUGUGUGUGUGUUUGUGAGCCGGUACGUAUGA